Molecule: messenger RNA, 4338 nt
Organism: Anguilla rostrata (American eel)
Lineage: Eukaryota; Metazoa; Chordata; Actinopteri; Anguilliformes; Anguillidae
Gene: dcp1a
Product: decapping mRNA 1A
Exons: 9
Coding region: 69-1625 (518 amino acids)
Biological process (GO): deadenylation-independent decapping of nuclear-transcribed mRNA; deadenylation-dependent decapping of nuclear-transcribed mRNA; positive regulation of catalytic activity
Cellular component (GO): P-body
Molecular function (GO): mRNA binding; enzyme activator activity
Source: RefSeq, a predicted model, not a curated record
AGAAAGUAGAAGCAGUGUUCAUAGAAUUCCGUCCGUGCUGCUCCUUGUUCUGGAUUUCAGAAUCCAAGAUGGAGGCGAUUAGUAAAGCUGGACAUCAUAUGAGUCUAGCAGCUUUGCAACAGCAUGAUCCGUACAUUAACAGAAUCGUCGAUGUUACCGGACAGGUAGCACUAUACACCUUUAACUCGAAAGCAAACGAAUGGGAAAAGACCGACAUUGAGGGUACCUUAUUCGUGUACACCAGGUCUGCUUCUCCCUAUCAUGGAUUCACUAUUAUGAAUCGAUUGAAUAUGAAGAACCUUGUGGAGCCCAUCAACAAGGAUCUUGAGUUCCAACUGCAGGACCCAUUUCUACUCUACAGAAACUCCAACUUGGCCAUCUACAGCAUCUGGUUCUACGACAAGAGCGACUGCCAGCGGAUCGCCCAGCUCAUGGCCAGGGUGGUGAAGCAGGAGGCGCUGCAGGCCCAGCAGGCACCCCCGGACAGGAGCACCCCCAGCAGGACCAACGGCUGCGUGGACGAGAGGCCCAUCGACAUCCUGGAGCUGCUGAGCAAGGCCAAAGAGGAAUACCAGAGAGUGAGGCCCGGCUCUACCCAGCAGCCCUCUGCACACCUGCCCCACAGCACGGCUCCCUUUACAAGCCAGACUGGUGAACCUGAAGCUUCCACAAACGCAGAGCCCAGCCACAAUCCAGAGCCCCCGCAGGCUGCUGGGGACGCCACAGCAGAGCGAGGGGGGGGCCUGCCUCAGCACGACAAGAGCUCUCACUCUGGCCUGAAGCAGAUCACGGUGGAGGAGCUGUUCGGCAGCUCUGUGCCGAAGGAGCCAGCGGCGGUGGGGCUGCCGGGCCAGAGCGGCUCGGAGAAGGGCCCGGCGGAGGGCUUCCUGCUCGGACACAGCGCCGCCCCGCCCUUCCCCUUCGAACCCUCGCUGCUGCCCCGCCUCAACACCGACCCCGGGGGGGACCGCUCGGCCGACCGGCACCUGGCCCCCGCGCUGGUCCCCCUGCCGGACGUGAAGGGCGUCCCCGGCUAUGCCCUGCACCCCAGCCCGGUGUUCCACGCCCCACCCGCCUCCCCCCUCCUGGCGGGCCAGUCUGGGGCCGAAUCCCAGGCCCCGCCUGCCCAGGCCCCACGCUGCCCCCCCAACGGGCCCUCCUACGGAGCCCAGAACCUUCUGAGCCAGCUCCAGCCCGACCCGCUGCCGCCGCCCGCCGCCCUCGCCAAGCCCGCCCUCGCGCCCAACUUCCUGCCUGCUCAGCUGGCCACGCCCGAGUCCUUCAAAGAGCCCAUUAAACCUGCGGCCUAUAGCGCCCUCCCUCCAGCGCCCAUUCAGAUGGUGCCGUUGAAGGCGGGGCCUGCAGUGUCACGGGCGGAGCCUUCGGUACUGCUCUCACCCAGUGUGUUCCAGCAUUCCGUUACCAAGACGCCCGAGCUGGAUAGGAAGCCUGCCCCUCCCUCUCCCUCCUCCCUGGCAGGAACAGAGCCACCCUCCCCUUUCAACAGGCUCCAGCUCCAGGACACACUCAUCCACCUCAUCAAGAAUGAUUCCAGCUUCCUCAAUGCCAUUCACGAAGCCUAUCUACAGAGCCUUUCCAAGGACCUGAACAACAUGAAGCUAUAGCCAUCAGGACAGAACGAGCCACGUCUCACACGCACACAAACACAUUCGUGCUUAUUCUCAGUACCGAAGCACUCAGAGUGCACCCUCCAGGUAAAGGAACCCAUAUAUGAGACCAUACAAGCAGCAGGUACACACACACAGCACCUUGUGUUUCACGCCGGCCCUGCCUGGUGAACACCGCGGUUUGAGGUACACCACCUCUCCUCACCCUCCAGGUUUCUCUUUUCCGGAUUUUUCUGUGAAGGAUCAAACGAGCACACACUACACGCGACUGUGAACACGAGCUUCUCUUUAUGUGUGCUGUCGUCAUUAGCUUUGCGCAACUCGUACCGUGAGAGCGAUUCAUUUUAGAGGAUUCUUUCCAGAAAAAAGCUCUGUCUGAGGAGGACUCGAGUGCAUUUUAUUUGAGAGUGUAGUCAGGCGAAUGUCAGGUGAUAGCUCAAGCUCAGGUGGGAGUCGUGCAGUAUAGAGAUACUGCAGUAUAGAGUAGUAUUGGCUGCUUCCCUUACCUCAAUGAAAGAAUUGUGAGUUGUCGGCAUACAGUAUCAAAGUUUUGCAUUUCACUCAGAUCUCCACAUCACACUGCUCUGAGGUGAAGGUGCAUUGACAUUUUUAAGCUUUGCUGACGUGACCAAUUGUUUCCCUUUACUUUGUAUUUGCUCAUAUUACAACCUUUGCUCAGUAUUCAUUUAUUAUAUAUUCUGCCAGACAUUGUUGGUUUACUGUUUUUUGUUUGGGUCCAUCUUUGAACCCCCUGUGUAAGGUCCAUUAACAAAACUGCUCCUUUACCAGUCUGCCUGGUAAGAACAGUGCGGUUUUAGUGGAAAUGACUGGCUGUUUUCAGAAUAAUAGAUUACUCAGUGUUUGAUUAUUAAUCCUGCUACUAAGUGCUACCAUUUAACAACCAUGGUUACAAUUAUACAUGCUUUCUCAACUAUUUAGGUCACUUUAGUUGUCAGAGGAAAAUAAAGUUUUUGUUUUGUUUUUUAAGGAAUGAAACCAUUGAAUUCUCUGGAGAUAUUUCUAUGUAUAUACUGGUCAGUAAAGAAAAGCAAAUAAUUCUGAGCUGUGAAUCUCAUGUGAAUCCAUUGUCAUAAUGGGAUCAACUUUAAAGAAAAAAAGAAAAAUGUGGGUUAUGAAUUUUUUUCUUCAUUCUUUUUCUCACACUGCGUUUAUUAGCUUUGUGUUUGCAGCUUUCAUGGCCUUUGUGCAGCCUUCUCCAAAUACCACAAGUCCUGUAAAUGAUUGAAUAAGUAUGUGAAUGUCACUCUUCUGCAGCAGCUGUUUGUAGAAAUUAUAUAUCCCAUGUAUUUCACUGUGGUAGUCGUGUCCCUUUUAGCAUUUAGCCAUUAUGUCACCCCCUGGCAUUGUGAAAAGUAGCGUGUUGUUCCCUCUGCUCCCAAAGUGCUUAUGUAUCUGACAUUUAGCAUCAUGUCUCAGUGCUUUAGAUUGUAUGUUCUUUAAAGCCAGCAUGAGUUUUCAAUUAUUGGUGAAUGUUUUAUCUGACAUUGCAAGUAAAUGAGACCCAUGCUACAAUUAGUCAACAUUGUUAAACUAAGCCCUCUGGUGAGAUGCUUUCUGUUUUUGUUUUAACUGCAGCCUUAAUAAUUCGGAAGUAAUGGUCUCAUUUUUUUGACUGCCUUGAGUAUAUUUUCCCCAUAAGAAGGGCUUCAAUUGUGUGGAAUGCGGGCAAUUAAGUUGCUUAAAUUUACUGUUGAGACAAACCAGUUGUUUAGGGCACCCUGUUUUUUCUCUUUUUUCUUUUAACUGCUCCAAAUCAGUGACUUUACAGGGUAACAAAUGACUGCAUCCUGAGUUCUUCGUGCACACCCCAUCACAGAAUUAUCUUUUAAUUAAAGCAUAUGCACACAUUAGUUUUUUUUUUCUAGUUAUUUCUUUUGACAUUAUUAAAGAAAAGCAACAUUUUCAGUGCGGUGCCACCUCAGAGCACUGUCAUUAAGAUUAGAUUAUUUUAAAUUAACAUGUCCCCAUUUUAAGGUUUUAUGAUGUCUAAAAACAACAGCAUGGUGUGUAUGGUGCCUUUGUUGUGGUAGUUGAGAAUCUUGAACGUGUCCAGAUGUCUGUCUUGUGACAUCACAGGAAACAGAUUCAUCUCUCAUUGUAGGGGGACGCUGUAUGAGCGUUUAAUUUGGGGUUUGGUUGCGCAGUUGAAUGUUUAGCUUGGUUUGACAUGGAAUACAGAUGUCUGCUGCUUGUCCUUUGUGAGAGAAAUGUGUUGUUGCAAAGGUGUUUAUGCCAGAAGAAAUUUAUUUUAUUUUUUCAUUUGGCUUUAUUUAUUUGUGUCUCUUAAAGACAUUAUUAAAACAAAUGCCAUUGGGAUGAAUUGCAGUAUUAAAAUUAACCCCACCCCCCCCCCAUCCUUUUAAAACCUUCUUUCACACUGGAUUUAUGGCAGAUUAACUGUUGAGGUGUACAGAUCAGCAUGCAGUUAACUGAGCAGCAGGACUUGAUUGAUUAAGAGCGUAUGGAACAAAAACCAGCUUACAAAUUGUGCUCCUAAGUUCCAGGGAUGGGAAUGUGUCCGAUUUGGGGUUUUUUCCUUGCACUACAGCCCUCCUGCAGGACUCACCGCCCCUUCUUUUGCUGCUGUCAUCCUUUUGUUCUCUCUUUCAUCACAUGAUUUUGUACAUUACAAGUCUAUUUUUAUAUUUAAAAAAAGAAAUAAAAUAAAAUAAAGUGGUGCUUGCAGCUA